AUGGCUGAAGCGUCACGGUGGCACCGAGGUGGGACUCCGAAACCUAACCUGCAUUACAGUAAGGAAGUAGAAAUUAGAACCACACUUCAGGAGUUGGCACUCUACUUUAUUUUUUUAAUAAACCUAUGUAUAUUGACUUUUGGGAUGGUAAACCCACAUAUGUAUUACUUAAACAAAGUUAUGUCAUCUCUAUUUUUGGACACUUCUGUGCCUGGUGAUGAAAGAACCAACUUUAAGUCUAUUCGCAGCAUAACUGAUUUUUGGAAGUUUAUGGAAGGACCCCUUUUGGAAGGUCUGUACUGGGACGCAUGGUACACUAAAAACACAUUGUAUGAUUUAAAGAACAGCAGUCGCAUCUACUAUGAGAACAUACUUUUAGGAGUCCCUAGAGUCCGUCAAGUAAAAGUCCGCAACAACACAUGCAAGGUCUAUUCAUCCCUUCAGUCUUUGAUGAAUGAAUGUUAUGACAGAUACACUUCUAAAAAUGAAGACCUGGCUGAUUUUGGCCUUAAAGCGGAAACUGAAUGGAAGUAUGCUACUCCUGAAAGUACCUUCCCUUGGCACUGGGGAUUUGUUGGUGUUUACCGAAAUGGAGGAUUUAUUUUCACUUUAUCAAAAUCAAAAUCUGAAACGAAACACAAGUUCAUUCACCUUCAACUGAACAGCUGGAUCACAAGAGGGACUAGAGUUAUUUUUAUUGAUUUUUCAUUAUAUAAUGCUAAUGUAAACCUGUUUUGCAUAAUCAGAAAAGUUUUGUGUUUUGUGACUGUUGCCUUCAACAUAUACUGUAAUAUACAAAUUUUUCUCUUACUUGGAGACCUGUUAAAAAAUACUGAAAAAUAUUCAGACUUCUAUUUUCUUGCAUACUGGCACACUUACUACAAUAAUAUACUUGCUGUCACCAUCUUUUUUGCAUGGAUAAAGAUAUUCAAAUUCAUAAGUUUUAAUAAGACAAUGUCUCAGCUGUCAUCAACCUUGUCCCGCUGUAUCAAAGACAUAGUAGGAUUUGCCAUCAUGUUUUUUAUAAUAUUCUUUGCUUAUGCUCAGUUAGGAUUUCUUGUUUUUGGAUCACAAGUUGACGACUUUUCCACUUUUCAAAAUGCCAUAUUUGCACAAUUUCGAAUUGUUCUUGGAGAUUUUAAUUUUGCUGGUAUUCAGCAAGCCAAUCGUAUCCUGGGACCCAUUUACUUCAUCACUUUCAUCUUUUUUGUGUUCUUUGUCCUGCUGAACAUGUUUUUGGCAAUUAUUAAUGAUACUUAUUCUGAAGUGAAAGCUGAUUAUUCAAUAGGCAGAAGGCCAGAUUUUGAACUUGGUAAAAUGAUUAAAAAGAGUUACAACAAUGCUCUCAAAAAACUCAGACUAAAGAAACCUGAAGAGGAUGAAGACAAAAAAAGUACGAAAAGCGGAGAUUUGGUUGAGCAAGCCAGAAGAGAAGGCUUUGAUGAAAAUGAGAUUCAAAGUGCAAAGCAGAUGAAAAAGUGGAAAGAGAGGCUUGAGAAAAAGUAUUAUUCUGCAGAAAUUCAAGAUGACUACCAGCCUGUCACUCAACAGGAAUUUCGAGAACUCUUUUUAUAUGCUGUGGAGCUGGAGAAAGAAUUACACUAUGUCAGUCUAAAACUAAACCGAGUGAUGAGAAAGAUUUCAACUCUACAACCUUGAAAGAAGUGCAGG
Ailuropoda melanoleuca (giant panda) is the source of this 1671-nucleotide messenger RNA. RefSeq names its product polycystin 2 like 2, transient receptor potential cation channel (gene PKD2L2). Gene Ontology annotation, cellular component: membrane. The record is from RefSeq and is a predicted model, not a curated record. Gene Ontology annotation, biological process: detection of mechanical stimulus. Gene Ontology annotation, molecular function: calcium channel activity; calcium ion binding. Bases 1 to 1659 code for a protein of 552 amino acids. The transcript is spliced from 14 exons. Lineage: Eukaryota; Metazoa; Chordata; Mammalia; Carnivora; Ursidae.